Messenger RNA from Puccinia graminis f. sp. tritici CRL 75-36-700-3, 1860 nucleotides. RefSeq lists its product as uncharacterized. Gene Ontology annotation, molecular function: GTPase activator activity. The transcript is spliced from 6 exons. Gene Ontology annotation, cellular component: Golgi apparatus. The record is from RefSeq and is a predicted model, not a curated record. Lineage: Eukaryota; Fungi; Basidiomycota; Pucciniomycetes; Pucciniales; Pucciniaceae. Gene Ontology annotation, biological process: activation of GTPase activity. The coding region runs from base 77 to 1669 and encodes 530 amino acids.
AAAAAAAACAAAAAAGAACUUCUCCAACACAACAAUCUCAAAAAAAAAAAACAACAACCAACAACCAUCACACACCAUGAUCACAACAACACCACCAGGAUCAUCAUCCAGGAGCACGACUCACAACAGCAAGAAGAAAAACCAACUGGAAGAGAAACAACGAGAACGAGAACUAAUAGAAGACACCGAUCAAGCAUGGGACGAUCACAGCGAUCAGGAAGAAUCAAAAACAACUACUACUCAACCGAUAAUCAGAACAAGAAAACUCAGUCUGGAAAACAAUCCAUCUCACCAAGCUCAUCAAUCAACACCACCACCACCACCACCACCACCAACCAUUCAAUCAAAUCCUCUCGAUCAGUCUGAUACAAUCGGAUCCCCUUCAGCAUCAACUAGCAGUACUCACUCAACAUUCACAAAGGAUAUCUUCAGUCUGAUCAAAGAUCCAGCCUAUAUCCUGAGUCGACUGAAGACGGAAUAUGAGCAACAGGAACAGAGUUCACCGCUGGACACGCCAUCGAGGAGGGGACGGGGAUCGUUACCAUGGGAGGCGGUGAUUCCGGCAGAGCUGAUGACGAAGAAAGCGGCAGGAUCGAGGAGUCCGAGUCCGACGCCGCCGACGGGGAGUGGCCCAGGCCCAUACACGCUGCUACCGGAAACACCCAAUCAACCAGGCCCAUCGAGUGAAGCCUUGAAGAGGGAACAGAAGUUUGUAGAUUGUCUCGAAUCGCCCACGGUCGAUGUGGGCGGCCUUCGGAAGCUGGCCUGGGCUGGAAUCCCGCCCAGACUUCGGGCUCUCGUCUGGAUGAUCCUGCUCGGCUAUCUCCCCGCUCCUCAGUCCAGAAGACUCGAAGUCCUUGCGAGGAAACGCAGGGAAUAUCUCGACGCUCUAAGGCUCGCUUUCGCCUCCGGGACUCAGAAACUCGAUCAGACUAUCUGGCAUCAAAUCCAAAUCGACGUUGCUAGGACUAAUCCUGGUGUACCACUCUGGCAGUUCCAUGCUACUCAAAGGAGUUUAGAGCGAAUUCUCUAUGUAUGGGCGAUCCGACAUCCAGCGAGUGGAUACGUACAAGGGAUCAACGACCUAGUCACGCCAUUCUUCCAAGUCUUUCUGACGGCAUACAUCGAUGGGGAGGAGGCGGAAUCGUUUGAUGUGGGCCGGUUGCCAGCGGAAGCCCUGGAAGCGAUCGAGGCCGACUCGUUUUGGUCGCUCUCUAAACUGCUCGAAGGCAUUCAGGAUAACUACAUCUUCGCUCAACCCGGCAUUCAACGUCAGGUGGCUCGAAUGAAAGAACUCUGUGAACGCGUCGAUGCUCGAUUACAUCGUCAUUUGGAGGACGAGAAAGUGGAAUUCAUUCAAUUCGCAUUCCGUUGGAUUAAUUGUUUGUUGAUGAGAGAGUUAAGUACUAAGAAGAUCAUCAGGAUGUGGGACACUUAUUUGGCUGAGGGUACUGCUGCUUUUUCCGAAUUUCAUUUGUAUGUUUGUUUGGCUUUCUUGGUCAGAUAUAGUGAUCAACUACGAGAAAUGGACUUUCAGUCGAUAAUAAUUUUUUUACAAGCUUUACCAACCGAUCAACUCACAGAAAAAGAUCUAGAGUUCCUACUAAGUCAAGCGUUUAUGUGGCACUCAUUGUUUCAAGGAGCUACUGGCCAUUUUGUUCGCAAAUAGAAACCCUUCCCCUCUCAAUGUAUAUCAUUUUCUCUUGUUUUUUUCCAAAGUUAAACAUUGUACUAGAUCUUCAACCUUUUUUGGUUUAUUUUUUUUUGUGGCAUUCAUGUGGUACUGUUAAUUAUCUACUUUUUCUUUUUUUGAAAAUGAACAUCAGGAUUUUCCUUGUUGGUGUGGCCAGGAUGUGAAAG